UGCCGCUGUUUGAAUCCGCCCUAGAAGAAAGGACUGUCCCAGCCAUUUGGCGCAGUUUCGGAGGGCGCCUGCAAACGGCGGCGCUGCCGAUCUCGACGACCUAGUAAGAUUUUUUUUUAAAAAGCGACAUUUCCCACCCUGGGUUUAAAAGUAAGGGGACGCUGCUCACUCUACUCUGACUUUAAAUAACUUAAGAGGGACCAUUAACUUCACCAACAACUAUGAUCGGCGGAGGCGUUUCGUCGUCCUCCCCGCCGAUCGAACCUUUGCCUGCGAAACGGAACCAAACAGCAUGAGAAAAGCUGCAAGGGUGUCAAGGGCAGAGCCUCGUCUUAGCAGCCGGGCCCUCUAAUGUCUUGGCAGCCCGGUCCAGAGAGAUAGUGGUUCCUGACCAGGAAGCAGGGCCCAUUCAGUCACUGCUAUGAAGUGCACAGGACCUUCAGAGAGCCACAAACUUGCCUUGGCACUAGAGUAUGCUCUAGCAAGAGAGGCAAAGGUUUGGAAGGUGCCAGUCUUCCAUGAUUUUACAUUGAAGGGCACGGAUAUCUCUCCAUUUUAUUAUGAGAAAGCAAUUUUGUGGAUUCGAGAAUUAAGUUCACUGUUUCAGUUUUGCUCUGAAACAUUUGCUCUGGCUAUCAACUUUUUGAACCGUUUGUUGGCAUCAGUGAAGGCACAGUCAAAAUACCUCCGAUGCAUUGCCAUAGCCUGCCUGGUUCUUGCAGCAAAGAUCAAUGAAGAAGACGAGAUAAUACCAUCAGUAAAGAAGCUUGCGGUGCAGAGUGGUUGUAAAUGCUCUCCAGCUGAGAUUGUGAGAAUGGAAAGAAUUAUACUCGAUAAACUUCACUGGGAUCUUUACACAGCAACAUCAAUGGAUUUCUUAAACAUUUUCCAUGCCAUGGUGAUGUCCAAAUGGCCCCAUCUACUAAAUGGGGUGCCUCAGAGGAAUCCUUCCCGCCAUGUCGCAUUCUUGACCAAACAGCUACAGCACUGUAUGGCAGGCCACCAAGUAUUGCAGUUUAAGGGCUCCACAUUGGCUUUGGUGAUCAUCACCUUAGAGUUGGAGAGGGUGACUCCUGACUGGUUUUCUGUCAUUACUGAUCUGCUAAAAAAAGCACAGAUUGACAGUACCCAAUUCAUCCACUGUAAAGAGCUUGUUGAUCAGCAUCUCCUGGGCUUCCAACCAUCCAAUGCUGUCUAUAUUUUCAACCCUGCAAACCAAAACAUCCGAACUCACCUGGACAAAAGGUUACCCUGCUUUUAUUCCAUAGCGAAGAAAAGAAUUGAAAUUAACUCAGGAGCCAGAGGCAGUGGGCCAGGCCCAUCAGCUUUCACACUUCUCAGAGCAAAACCCCAUGAAGAUGACAUGCAGUGUGAUGAAUUCUAUGAUGGAUUCAAAUGUCUGUACAAUGAAGACAGAAUCCCAGAAGCUGGACAGACCAUCAGUAUGGGUGGCAGUGACAGUGAGAGGCAAGAGGAAAAUAACAGCACUUGUCCACCAUUGCAGCCUGCUCCUCAGAUUGAUUAAGGACAUCUGUGUUCUGCCAAAGGACCAGAUGGUUCCAAUGGCUGUUUCUGGUAUUUCAAAAGUUUGUAGAGCUGUCAAUAAGAAACACUGCCUAUUUUUAAAGCCUUUAACUUUCCACCUUUUAAAAUUCUCUUUGCAAAACUGCAUGCCUUUUUUGUUUUGAUACGGCUACCGUAUAAAGCUAAGAGAGACUGAAAGCAAAAAAAAAUCCCUGAACUACAAGCAGCUGAGAAAACCUCAGGGAUCAACAUUCAGCAGCAUACAUAGUUCCUUCUGUUUUUAUCCUUAGGACAAGUCUGUGAGGUAGCGUAGGUUAGGCUGAGAGAUGGUUACUGGCCAAGAUCACUCAGAACCUUUUGAGGCUGAGGGGGGAAUUUGAACAGUUGAUGAAAUAUCAGAAGUAAAGAGGGCUAAGCAAGAUUUCCAUGAUCCAGAGUAGGGCUUCAGUUCCUUGGAUAGCUUGGGUUGCAUUCAGCUAAGGCCUACUGAGAGCAAACCCAUUUAAAUUAAUGAACUUAAGUUAGUCAUGUGCAUUGACUUCAAUGGGUCUACUCUGAAGUUGGAGUAGCAUUGAAGUCUGCCCUAUAUUGUCCUCCCAGUGACCAGCAAAAGCAGAAUAAGUUGUGUGAAAUGAGCAAAGAUCAUGCUUAAUUCUCAUGAGUCACACAGACCACAGAAUUUAGCUUUUCUUGAGCAUGUUAUUUUGAUGUUGAAAAAGCAUACACAGCUUUGGCUAUGAAACCCUUGGUUAAGCAGGUAGAAUAUGCCAUUGUAGGAGAUACAGUGCUAAGCUGAGCACAGAUACAGACUAUGGCUCUCUAAUGCUGAAGGGCGGAGUACAGCAAAAAUAGUUCAGCUAUGACUGGAUAUUACAAGGAAACUAGAUCAAUGUCAACUUGGCAGUUGUAAUCUCCAGCAAGCAGCUGAGAAGACAGAUAGGGGAGUAGGUACAGAUACUUAUUGCAGCGCCAUUGUUGCAGGAUAAGCAGAUUCUCUCCCUGCUCCCACUUUGCACAGCAGUCAAUAAAAUAACUACACAGCAGGAUUCCCAUACAUUGUCAAUGCUACAGAACGGAUGUAUUUAUCACAAGAUACAAAUGCAAUGUAUGUUUAUGCCAAUUGGUCUUACCAGUCUUAUCAUGUUGAAAAAUGAUGUCUCGAGUGAAAUGCAUUGAUACAGACAUACCUUUAAAUGUUUUAGCCCAAAAUCCUUAACACCAUUUCUUCUACCAUAACCACAUUGGGACUACCAUAAAAAGAAAUGGCUUGAGGAUUGGAGAUGGCCCCAAACACACACUUCUAUUACCCAGGGCACACAAUCCAAAUGAUAUCCCCACACACAUAGUAAAAAAAUAGUAAUAACCUCAAUUGUUUGUUCUCUGCCAAUGGGCCCCAAACCUCUGCCUCCAGAGGUGGGCUGCUCCCCCUGCCUAAUGUCAGGGACAGCAGGAUCAAUAGUGCAAUGUUUACAUAAAAUAGUAUCUUUUUUUAAAAAUCUGCACAAUGUCAUACCAAUGUGAAUAAUGGAUCUUUAACAUGACUACUGGAGCAUGGUGGCCAUAGAAAACCAUAGGCGAUGCUCUGAUUCCCAACCUAUGGCCAGAUGGAUGUGGCUACACCACUGCAAAUGCUCAAUCUGCUGUGUCACUUCGCAUGUGUUUGCAACACAGUGCAUGCGCCCAUUCAUCUUGCUCACAUGGCAGUCUUGGGAACUUUUCCCGCAGUAACCACAUGCCCUGAUGGUUGCGUGACGAGGCCCUGAAGCAUGCACCAGGUGCACAUUGCAGCAAGUAUUGGAAUAUAAUAGGAAGCAGCAAUGCGACAGCUACCAAAAAACACUGUGAACGUUAUCCUUGGUGCUAAAGAACUCAAACACAGUGCCUUGCCAGCAUAGCAACAUGAGAGCACUGCUGAUACAUGGUAAAUAAGCUAGGAACCUAGGGAUUUAAAUUAUGCAGUAUACUAGGCUGCAAAAUCUGUUUGAACUUCUCUACAUAUCUAGAAGACUAGUUAUUCAGGGAAAGCUUGGAACAAAAGCUCCUCACCUUGUUUUUCAGUUAUGGGACCAAAACCACUGUCCUUUUCUUUGAUCACAAACUGUGACUUUUUACUGUUUGUACUUUUAAUAUAGGAAGGUGUUUUUGUAGUAGUGUGGGUGGUUACACCCCCUUUUUGUUAUAUAAAAAUCUAUUUGAAAUCUUA
Molecule: messenger RNA, 3727 nt
Organism: Rhineura floridana
Lineage: Eukaryota; Metazoa; Chordata; Lepidosauria; Squamata; Rhineuridae
Gene: CCNI2
Product: cyclin I family member 2
Exons: 7
Coding region: 422-1525 (367 amino acids)
Biological process (GO): mitotic cell cycle phase transition; regulation of cyclin-dependent protein serine/threonine kinase activity
Cellular component (GO): cyclin-dependent protein kinase holoenzyme complex; cytoplasm; nucleus
Molecular function (GO): cyclin-dependent protein serine/threonine kinase regulator activity
Source: RefSeq, a predicted model, not a curated record